GAUAACAGCUUGAAUUGUUGUAUUCAUCGAGCUAUCUAAAUUCUAUGAUUCAGUUAGGCUCAAAAUAAAGAAAAUGUAUCGGCAUGUAGCAACACUUUUUGUUUCUAAACCCAUAUCACAGGGAUACGUGGCAAGUCUUCCCGCUCCACCAGGUCCUUCAACUGGGCGCCAAUGGAUGCGAGCCAUGGAUGCUAACGCUGACGUCCGUGAGCUUUAUACCGCUGACGCAGAGCGAUACGAGGCAUGGUACAAGGAAACGUACCAGUUGGAGGAUCUUAGCAACGGGUGUGCAGCCUCUGGAGCGAGCUCGAAUAAGCUUCUGGAUGAUUCCAAGAACAUACAAUGCGCAGCCGAGAAGUAUGAUUUAGAGGGUAUACAAGAGGAACUCCAGUAUUGGUCAAAUGAAUUUAUGCAUCUGAACCAAGUGAAAAGGUAGGCAUCUGCUUCAACGCCUAUUUUUCUCAGUGCAUUCCUUUCUUAUCUCUCUUAUUUUUAGAAAGAGCUAUUAUAAUUCGCAUAUUCUUCCAUAAUGGCAUCAUUUUCAGUUUAUUAAUGCUCAUGCUGUUUGCCCCCUUCCAAUGGAUACACU
Messenger RNA from Phytomonas sp. EM1, 589 nucleotides. The record is from the annotation of a GenBank genome assembly. NCBI's taxonomy places the organism in Eukaryota, Euglenozoa, Kinetoplastea, Trypanosomatida, Trypanosomatidae.